AUAGAAAAUACCUGUUGGACCAUGUAAUCCCAUCACUCAUUUUCACUUGUUUUUUUAAUUACCUUAUUGUAAGAAAAGAGCUUGGUUUAUCCGACAGUGUCCAUCAAACACAGAAGCACACGCUUCUGUGUGAUCCUGUUAUGGUCCUGUACAACUCAUCUUCUGCUCUGUCUUCAGAAAAGGGUCUUUGAUCCCACCAAAGAUAAGCCUUUUAGAAUCUUUUAGAGUAGAACACAGUGACUGAGAUAAAGAUUUACAUAUAUUUAUCUCUAUUUUGCAUUUUUGUAUGUUUUUUUCUCUGUUUGUAAAUUUUAAAAAAAAAAUGUGCUCAUCAAGAUGAUCAGGGUGGUAUCUUAAUCUACUGAUGAAAUGAUGAUCAUAUUUCAUAACGAGUAGUCCAUUUUGUUUUUUUACUUUUAUUAAGUAAAGUAUAAAUAGAUGCUUAGUUUAAUAUGAGAUGAAAAUGAAAACACAAACUCUUGGAUUAGAGAGCCUUCAAAGCAUAAGAAAUAAUAAUAAAUGUAAGUGUUCACGUGAGGUUUCUUUUUUUGCUUCCUGAUUCAUAAACUUAAUUUUAAACAAAAACUUCACCAUAUAAUAGCUGAAGCCCAUUUACCAAAAUGAGAAAUAAUGCCCUUUUUUCGGACUCAUCCUAAUUAACUGAACCAGAAGCAAAUUCAAAUUGAGAGUAGAGAAAAGAGUUUUCGGACUUUUCUUUUCUAAAUUCAAAUUUUGUCGUUUAGAACAAAAUUCAGAAUUAAAAAAGAAAGUUCAAGCCAAACGCUAUUUAAUUAUUUAAUUUAACUAUUUAAUAAAAUAAAAGAACAAACUCAUCAGCCAAGUACCAACUACCUAUUACCAUUAUAGCCCAUCUAAUUUGAUGGCACAAAACAUAGAAAGCAAGCUACACAAAGCCCAAGAAACUGACACAUGAGAAGUUGAUCUUUGUUGAGAGAGAGAGAAAGAGGGUUUGUUUGUUGUUUGGACAGGAAAACCCAAUGCAAUGCAAGCUGGUGUACCGUGUAGUGAGUCGUAGAUACCUGUCGGUUUUAAGUCUUAGCUAGCGUUAUGAGAAAUCACUUUCUCUAGUGGGUAUUAGGAUCAGCUCUCUCUCUCUCUAGCUGUGUUUAUAAUAGUAGGGAAGACUAGGGGCAUGGCUGUAGCUACUCGUAGGAGCAUCACAGUUCUUCAUGCAGCAGCCUGUGUAGUGUACCUAAAUUGCCAAGUGUUUGAUGAAACAACAAAACGAGAAAAGGCAGUGAGAAAGAAAAAGACUUCUUAUUGGAGUGGUUUGGUUGGUUGAUGGAGCACAGUACUAGCUUCUUGUUUCUCGAGCCCCGCCGUUUGUAAUCGUAUUUGUCGCUCGUGCACUUUAAAUUAAAAACCAAUUCUCAACUCAAACACCAAAACCCAGAUCUCGAGGCUCUCGUCUUAUCCCGCAGCCGACACCUGUUGCAGAGUCUAAGUCCAUACUCCUCCACACCUUUGUUUGGCCUCUAUCAAAAACUCUCUCCUUUCCUUCUUCCGCCAUUUUCUCUUAUAAACUGGUCACCCUCUCUCAUUACCUGUAUUGGGUUCAGUACAAAGUACUUGAACAGAGCUUGGCCAUAUUUUAAUAUUUGACUAUUUGAGCAAGCAAAGUGUGAAACUGGUCUUUCUACGUAUUGCAUUAACAUUUGCCACAAAUUUUGGUGGGUCGGUGAUAUUAUUGUAUAUUAGCUCUUGCUUUGGCAUUUAGCUCGAGGGAGCAAAACUCGGUCCGUGAGUUGUGGCUUUGGUGACUACAAAGGGUUUCAACUUUCAACUAUUAUUCUUUGAGAUUGACUGGAAAGAGUGUUAGCAGAAUUGGUUUUUGAUGUGUAAUACUUAGCUUAAGAUCAAGACAUGCUGAGCUCUUAUGAAGGAGAAAAUGAUAUGUUCUUCGACUCGCAGGAGUUUUUGUCAUCUGAAGAGUCAAGCGUGGCUCAGGAAGAGUUGAGUAGUAGUAACUUGGAGUAUGAAAUUUGGUUUAGUGAGCCGAGUAGUGUUGAGGAAAGAAGGAAAAUCUUUCUAACACAGAUGGGUUUAGCUGAAUUUACUUCUAAAAGUAAUAGUUCUCGAGAGGUGGAAAUUGAGGUCGAUAGCUCAUCUAAGAUAAUGGCGAGGGACAGACUAGUUGAGUGUGGUGGAACUGUUUCUCGUGGUUCUAUGUUUUCUGUUAGUCACAUUGAGGAAACUUUGGAUUGUUGUAGAGGGGAAGAGAGUGGUGAAGCAAAUUCUUUGUCUAAUGUGCUACACCAAAAAGAAGAUCAUAGUAUAGUUUUAGCUGUAGAGUCUCCACCUAAAGAAGCUGAAGUUCAUGUAGAAUGUCAUACUCUUAAUGAUGAUACCAAAAAAGUGAAGAGUUGGUGGAAGCGUUUUGUAAAUAAGAGCAAGGGAAGAGUCAGUAGAGUGGCGUGUGAUGCCUCAAAAUCAGUAAUGCAAACUACUAAAGCAUCAAAGCUGAAGGUGAUUCAUAACAAGAAGAUGUGCUUAGAGUUCACGGCCCCUGUCAUUGGACAAGAAAUCCGUGCUCAUGAGGGCUUCAUUUGUUCGAUGAAGUUUAGUCCAGAUGGUCAGUUUCUUGCAAGUGGCGGUGAAGAUGGAGUUGUACGGGUUUGGCGUGUAAUGACAAUGGCAUCUUCUGAUUAUUUAUCAGCUAAAGGAAGCUUUUGUAGUAAACUGAAGGAAGGGAAAUCCAGUUUUCAAAGGAAACAUCCAAUCCGUGCCUCUGUUAUCUUUCCUGAGAACAUUUUUCGGAUUGAUGAGACCCCAGUACAUGAGUUUUAUGGUCACUCUAGUGAUGUGUUAGACCUGGCUUGGUCCAAUUCAAAUUGUAUUAUUUCAUCCUCCAAGGAUAAAACUGUUCGACUUUGGCAAUUGGGUCGCAAAGAUUGUCUCAACAAGUUCGAGCACAAUAAUUAUGUUACCUGCAUCCAGUUCAAUCCUCUAGAUGACAAUUACUUCAUCAGUGGCUCCAUUGAUGGAAAAGUUCGAAUCUGGGGAUUAUCGGAGAAGCGAGUUGUUGAUUGGACUGAUGUCCGAGAUGUGAUCACUGCUAUAAGUUACCAACCUGAUGGAAAAGGGUUUAUAGUUGGCUCCAUCACUGGCACUUGCCGUACCUAUCGAACAUCAGGCGAAUGUCUUAUGUUGGAUUCACAGAUACACAUUCCCGGUAAAAAGAAAGCUUCAGGCAAUAAAAUAACUGGCAUCAAGUUCUCCCAGGAUAAAAGUCAAAGUGUUAUGAUAUCUUCAGAGGACUCCAAACUUCGCAUAUUUGAUGGGGUUGAUCUUACUCAUAAAUAUAAAGGUCUUCCCAAGUCAGGAAGUCAAGUCUCAGCUUCUUUUACUUCGAGUGAGAGGCACAUAAUAUCCGUCGGAGAAGAUUCUCAUGUAUAUAUCUGGAACCAUGAUGCCUUGUCUGCUCCUUCGUCGAAACAAACAAAAUCCGUUCGAUCUUGUGAGCAUUUCUUUCACGACGGUGUGUCUGUUGCCAUUCCAUGGUCAGGAAUGGGAACAGAACAGAACAACUUGAGCAAUGCACAGGACCACCUAGAAACGACAUCAUGGACCAGAGAUUCAGAGCGUUUUUCUCUUGGUAGUUGGUUUUCCAUAGACGGGACAUGUAAGGGAUCUGCAACUUGGCCUGAGGAGAAACUUCCUUUGUGGGAUAUCUCAUUCACAGAAGACCAUGAUAGUUUGCAGCAACACCACCAUAACCCCACAGCUAUAUCAGAAACAUGGGGGCUUGUUAUAGUAACAGCCGGAUUAGAUGGAACAAUAAGGACAUUCCAUAACUAUGGAUUGCCUGUCAGACUCUAAGCUCAUCGUUCUGUGUUAUCGGAUUUAAUAUCAACAUUUCUGCUGAACAGAAUGUGUUGUGUAUGUAUGUACAUUUUCAUACUUGUUCAUAUAAACUAGGCAGUUCUCUUGGUAUCCUGCCAAGGAGAUAGGACUACAAUUUUGUUUCUUAUUUUCUCCUCUUUUGUGAAGAAUAGUUUAAUGUAUAUGAGAAUACAGAAAAAGUAAAAUACAAUUUAUUAUUUUAUUUUAUUUUGAAAGGGAAUUAUUAUA
This is a messenger RNA of Cannabis sativa, 4092 nucleotides long. RefSeq lists its product as uncharacterized. Bases 1885 to 3840 code for a protein of 651 amino acids. NCBI's taxonomy places the organism in Eukaryota, Viridiplantae, Streptophyta, Magnoliopsida, Rosales, Cannabaceae. The record is from RefSeq and is a predicted model, not a curated record. Gene Ontology annotation, molecular function: protein binding. The transcript has 9 exons.